UUGAGGAGCAACAAGUCCUUGUUUGUAUCCGGAUAGGAUAUAACAGAUCUCACAUCUCGUCGUCCCGUCCUCGACUGCUGUUAAGGUUCGAGAUAAGACCAGCCUUGAGACAGGACACGCCCACGAUAGUGUAAAGUUGAUGAUCGAUUAUACCACCCCAUGAUCAAACACAGUCACCCCGAUUGCCCAAUGCACCACGAUGUGUUCUGUCGUCCGGAAUGAGUUUCGUCUGUGUAAUUUCGGAUUGAAUUUUCAUCACCCUGAAUACUUUGGGAUCUCUCAGUGGAGAUGGCCCCGUCCAAUAUAUCUGAUUUACCGUCUAGUGAUGGCGGGAUAUACACUGUUUGCCCUCAUCUACACGCUGGCAGAAGUCGACGGAGCAUCAACAGAACCCGUGUCCAAACAAAUGGUGUACUUUACCAACUGGUCAUACCUGGUUCUUACAUUACAUUUCUUCAUUGCUUUCGUUGUUGCUGUUGUAUGUCAUAUACAUACCAGGACGACUACCAAAACACACCCAACGUCAGAAAACGCCCCCUCCGCAAACGUCGGUGAAACUACGACUAACAGCGACCACGACAAGGGGAAGGAAAGUCAUGAAGACAGUGCCAUUAAAACUGACAAUGAGAUAGGCACUGGCGGAUCAAAAUCAGAAUCCAAAUCUCCAGACUUCAGUGAGGCUCAACCCGUAAAUACAACACCCUGGUAUUCCAAGAUAUCCUGGAUCCUUGCCAACAUCACCUCCGAUACCUGCAUCAUAGUGACGUCGAUCUUCUUCGGUGCGUUAUACGAUCCUUCAUCAGGAAUGACACUGUCAAAUCUGAACGUCCAUGGCCUCAACACAGUCUUCGUCAUCGUGGACACCUUCAUCACGGCGCGACCUGUCCGAAUUCUACAUUUUAUCCAUGCGUUGACAUACGCUGCGGUGUAUAUGAUCUUCAGCCUCAUCUACUGGGCUACAGACAAGGCCAUCAUUUACAAAUAUAUACUGGACUGGUCCACGCCCGGGUCCACCGUUGGUAUACUGUUGGGCAUAUCUGUGCUUGUGUUUAUACUGCAAGUUGUAUACUUUGGUCUUUAUCAACUUAGGCUGUACAUCUACAGGAAAGUAUACGGUAAAGAGAGUUAAUAGGCAAACUAUAAUACUGACACCUCGAGGUUAAAGAGGUCCGUGCUUCCAAAGUGUCUGAAUUGACCUGCGAACAAAGAUUCUUAUCAGUACUUCUCAUACAAUAUAUCACAUCCUCUUUUAUUCUUGUGGUCAGGAGUGACAAGGGUUUUACACAGAUGUCAUACGUUUACAAUCUUGGCGAUACCCGAGGAGAUCUGGGUUAGCAUUGGUCUUCAGCAACCCAUGCUUGUCGUAAGAGGUGACUAACGGGUGGUCAGACUGGCUCACCUGGUUGACAAAUGUUAGCGUAUAUUAAUUGGGUAGAUGCUGUUGAUCAUUGGAUUGCCAUUUGAGUACCUGGUCAAGGAUCAUUUACAAACCGCCUUCAUAUACUUUGAAAAACUGAUGAAAUCAGAGUAAAUCAACAAGCAAUCCAAAAACAAAACAAAUUAACUCAACGUAUGACCUGUUUAUGUUAGUCAUAGUGUCAACAAUAUACUUAGCAAAUACUUAGCAGCGUUGUGCAUUAAUAAACAGUAAGUUUCUCAGCUUUUCAUCGGACACCGAUAAAGCACUGUGCGAAGAUUUUUUGUACUUGCCAUCUUUAGAGAAAGUGAACAAAAUAAUUCCAGAUAUAUGUGAAAUGGGUUUAUGUACUUAUAUAUAACGUUAUACAUUGUAUGUGCAAAUUUACUUGCAAUAAAUCACGAAAAUGGAUUUCCUCUAUGACGUCAAACGACGACCGAGAGGUCACAGCCGUAUAAAGAUAAGGGGGCAGUACUACGCAGUGCUUAACGUCAGGUCAAAUUUGCUGCGGGCACUGUAUUGUCGUGAUGUUUUGUUCACGAUGAA
This is a messenger RNA of Haliotis rubra (blacklip abalone), 1963 nucleotides long. RefSeq names its product protein rolling stone-like. Gene Ontology annotation, cellular component: membrane. Lineage: Eukaryota; Metazoa; Mollusca; Gastropoda; Lepetellida; Haliotidae. The record is from RefSeq and is a predicted model, not a curated record. Bases 200 to 1129 code for a protein of 309 amino acids. The transcript is spliced from 3 exons.